CUCAUGCAGCUCCCCCCAGCGCUCCCACCAUGGAUGAUGCUGUAGUGCUUGGAAAGAAAGGCUAUAGCCUGAGCAACACGCUAGGAGAAGGCUCUUACGGCAAAGUGAAAUCUGCCUACUGCGACGGGCUGAAAUGCAAUGUGGCCAUCAAGAUAAUCGACAAGAGGAAAACUCCUCGGGACUUCCUGGAAAGAUUUCUCCCCAGGGAAAUAGAGGCUUUGAGACGUUUGCACCACCCCUCAAUCAUCAAAACCUAUGAGAUUUUUGAGACAUCAGCUGGGAAAGUGUACAUCGUGAUGGAGCUGGGGGAAAAGGGAGACCUCCUGGACUACAUCAAGACCACAGGUGCUAUGAAAGAGGACAUCGCUCGCAUGAAGUUUCAGCAGUUGGCUUCUGCCAUCAAGCAUUGCCACGACUUGGACUUUGCUCACAGGGACCUGAAAUGUGAAAACAUCCUUCUCGAUGAAGACCUCAACAUCAAGCUGUCAGACUUUGGCUUUUCUAAAUCCUUGUCUCGGGAUGAAAACGGAAGAACUAUCCUCAGCCAAACCUUCUGCGGGUCUGCUGCGUACGCAGCCCCUGAAGUGCUGCAGGGCAUUCCUUGUGACCCCAGGAUUUCUGACAUAUGGAGCCUGGGUGUCAUCCUGUAUACAAUGGUCUAUGCUUUAAUGCCAUUUGAUGAUUCCAAUGUCAGGAAAAUGAUCUGUAUUCAGAAACAACACAGGAUUCCCUUCCCCACCUCAAAAUACUUGACUGUAGAGUGCAAGGAUCUCAUUUACCACUUGCUCCAGCCCAAUGUGUCUCAGAGGUUGUGCAUAGAUGAAGUUUUGAAACACUCAUGGCUGCAGACUCCAAAAUCCAAGAUCCCUUCCCCUUUGCCACUGCAGAAGAGGGUGAGUGUUCCCAAAACCUGCGUGAAGAAAAGCCUGAGCACAAGCAGCAAGCCAAAUCCCAUUCUGCAGAAGGGGAAGGAGAGGAGGAAGAAAUGGGAUCCUUUUAAGGAUGGCUGGUUAUAG
Molecule: messenger RNA, 1016 nt
Organism: Gavia stellata (red-throated loon)
Lineage: Eukaryota; Metazoa; Chordata; Aves; Gaviiformes; Gaviidae
Gene: TSSK2
Product: testis specific serine kinase 2
Biological process (GO): microtubule cytoskeleton organization; intracellular signal transduction; protein phosphorylation
Cellular component (GO): cytoplasm
Molecular function (GO): protein serine/threonine kinase activity; ATP binding; tau-protein kinase activity
Source: RefSeq, a predicted model, not a curated record